GUCAGUGAAGAAGCGUGUGCUGUGGAGCCCUAGAAACCACGACCAAGUCGUAUGGUAUUUCCGUUUGUAAUUGGUGGGUGUCCUCAGUAAUUUCAUUAUUAAUUUCUGAGUAUCAUUGGCGAGUAUAUCCAAGACAUUGGCUGAUUUUAUAAUACUCAAAAUGUGCGUAAUCGCAGCAGUUAGGAGCCAGCAAUAGUGGACCUCAGUAGACCAUGCAACAUGUCGUCAUAAUAGACAGGGAAAGAGUGCACAUGGUAUGCGGCCUCAAGACACGCGCUCUUAGCCUUGUGGAUUGUCAUAAAAGGCAUAUUAAACAACCUAGAUGAGCAGCUUUUUCUCCUGAUUUCAUUUGCACCCUUAAAGACUGUGUGGACACAGCUUUUGGUUCUCGGUGUACAUGGCUCUCCUGGUUAAUCUUCAACCCUAUCAAGUUCUGCCCUUUGCUUUCAAGUGCUCGCUUUGGUUUCUUUUUCUGUUUUCUACUGAAAGUACAGUAGUUUCUUUGAUGCAAAGUGCCAUCUUGAUGCACGGUUAGCACACAUGUGCACGUUAUGCCCGUCUCUGUAGCAGACUGUGGUGCCCAUAUAGGAGACGCAUUGCUGUGCUGUCAUCCGAGGAAGUUGUCUAAUCUUAGCUGUAACCCACACCUCCCUUCAGCGUGGAGGGCACUUAUAGGUGGCUUCCUGCGGCGCGGUGCUUCCAGACCCUUCUGCUACCUGUGAUGGUCUCGAUGGGAUAUACUGGAAACGUAACAGGUGGAUAUGUGCGACCAGCUGAUGGAGUGUCACCCCUUGGAAUUUUGGGGAAAAUCAAACAGAGGUGCUAGUGCAGAUGAUGACAGGGAUUCUGCUGCACCAUACUACUUGGAGACCCCUUAUGGUUUUCAGCUGGACCUAGACUUCCUCAAAUAUGUGGAUGAUAUUGAAAAGGGUAACACCAUCAGGAGGCUAAACAUUCAGAGGAAACACAAAGUGCCGCUUGCCGGGGCUUCUAGCAGUGGAAGCAGGCAGACCGAGUGGACCUCAUACGACUCUCUGUCAUCAUCCAAUUCUGAUGAGAGCAAACUCUCUCCUGUGUUCUCCGUUAGUAGGAGUCAACCAACAUCUUUGCCAUCUGCCAAAGUGGGUCCAGUCCACGAGAGCACCCCUGCCUGUCUGAGCCUUCCUGAAGGCAAGUUGCUGCCACCCGCCUCUCCUGGGGCAGAAAGACCCAACCUGCAAGUAGAGAAGACCCUCAUGGAGACACGUUUGCGUCUAGAACAGGAGCGGCUGCUCGUGCAGCCUGUGGUAACUGAUGCACCUCGUAGGAGACUGGCUACCUUUGGAGGAAUGGGUUCCAGCAGUUCACUGUCCUCAUUUACUGGCUCGAGUGGUCAGAACCAGAUCUCACCUAAUUCGCAACUGCUCCUUAAUAAUGGACAAUAUCCUAAUGGCGAGUACAAUCCUUACUUAACUCCAUCCAUGUGCAGCUCCAUUCGUCACAGCCCCGUGAGUUCAGGCAUGGCCACACCAGUCACCAACGUAAGCCCUGUACACCUGCAGCAAAUCCGGGAGCAGAUGGUGGUCGCUCUGAAGAGGCUAAAGGAACUGGAGGAGCAGAUCAAGACUAUCCCAGUCCUGCAGGUCAAAAUAUCAGUCCUGCAGGAAGAAAAGAGACAGCUCACUGCACAGAUUAAGAACCAAAAGCUUUCCAGCCCAGGACAGGCUUCCACCUUCCGAAAGCGAGCUUACAGUGCUGGGAAUGCAGAGCAUUUUGAGCAAAUGUGCCAGGUCAGGAAGGGAUCGGAACUGCAUAUCGACUCGGAAGAUGAGCUGGAUAGAACAGAGAAAAGUUCCCAAAGACUGGAAGAGUUCAGACAACUGACUGCUGAAAUGCAAGCACUAGAAAAGAAAAUCCAGGACAAUACCUCUGAAGGAGAAUACUACUUAACCCAAAAUGUGGAGCAGAAGCAAUGUGUCAAAGAAAGGAAGUCCAUUGCUGUGGGCACUGAUGAGAACAUGAAUGACACUGUCAUUUAUCAAAAGUUGCCUAAGGAGCUUAGGGAUGUUGCUGUGGGGACAGAAGUGAAACAGAAGAGCACAGCAGUUGGUGUGACAGAGGCCAUGCUGGGUUUGACCACAGAGGUAGAGGCUGAGCUUGAGAUGCAGCAACAAACCAUUGAGUCCCUCAAAGAUAAGAUCUAUAGGCUUGAGGUACAGCUGAAGGAAUCGAUGCAUGAGAUGGAGAUGAGUAAGUUGAAACUGGAGCUGCAAGUUGCAGGAUCGCGGAAGAAGGUUGACAAAGGGUCAAUGAUUAAACCUGACAUUAGAAGUGUUGCAGUUGAAGCAACUGUUCAGAUGCAAAGCCAGGGAACCGAAAAUUAUACGGUCCCCACUGAGGAGAGUAGAGUUCCAUUGGUCCAUUCAGUAGGAGUUUCAUGCAGACCAGAAUGGCAACAUGUCGCUGUGGGUUCAGAGCUACCAAUGGAUCAAUGGAUUGUACAGAAAAGGGUUGAUGCUCAAGAUCAGUGCGUUGGAAGGCAUAUUGUCAUGUCCAGCCAGAGCUCAGGGAUGCAGCGUAGUGUUUGUGAAACAGGAACUAAUACAGAGAACUCGGUAGAUUAUUUGGGCCAUGGGAAAACUGGACUUGAUCAGAUGACGAAUAUCAGGCCAGUUGAAAGUAGGGACUGUUCUGUGGACAUGAAAAUUAGUCCUCCGGAAGGUCUUAUUUCUGUGGGAACUGUCACAACGCUGGUCAACACAGUUGAUUUUGGAAUCAUGGCUGUACCUCAGACUGCUUCACAACACACAAAUACUGUGAUUAAGGGGGUUAGCAAGUUCACCAAUACAGAAAAUCCAAUGUACAGUGAGAGUUCCACGAGCACCACUAUGGCCACCCAUGAACAACACAAAGAUACAGCACCAGUUGAGACCAAAACGGUUGCUGUGGGAGACGGCCUUGUCAAAGAUGUGGGGAUAGGAAUAAAAGUGCGCUCUGUCGCUGUGGGAACCUCAGCACCUUCGGAACCAUCUCUGGAGAAAUCACACAUAUCUAAGACCAAAGAUACUGGUGUUGGACUAACCAGCAUAAACGAAAACUUUUUGGUUGGUUUGAAAACAAGAAACAUUGCUUGUGGUCCAUCUUGCUUAUCUAGUCCAGGCAAUUUGAGGAGUAUUGGGGUUGGGGGGGACUCGGUGUCUGAGGCUGAGCUGCUGCACUCACACCCAGGGAAAUCAGCUGGACUGGACCAUUACAUUGAGCGUGUGCAGAAGCUCUUGCAGGAACAGCAGAUGCUCCUGGCAGAGAACUACAGCGAACUUGCAGACACGUUUGGGCAACCACACUCCCAGAUUAGCUCCAUCAACAGUCAGCUGGUUAGCACCUUGUCGUCUAUAAACUCAGCCAUGAAGCACGGCAGCGCUGAGCAACUCAACAGCGUUGACAUCUUCAACUUGUGUCCAGAUUCUUCUAGUGCCAUGAGAGAUGUGGGAGAUGUGAAAUUGGCCAGCAGGGUGAGAACGGAGGUCACACACAUCCCCAGCGGGACAUUCACGUGCCAGCAGACCACAGCCCUGCAGAAGUGCGUGAUGGAUGAGCAGAUGUCUUCUGCUCUGCACGGGCAGCUAUGCAGUCAGAGUACAUUGAAGUCUAUCAUAAAGAACAAGGAUGGUCAACAGUGCUCCGGUGAAACCAAAAAGAACUUGCAGUUUGUUGGUGUCAAUGGAGGGUAUGAGACGACAUCCAGUGACGAGUCCAGCUCAGACAGCAGCUCCUCUGGCUCUGAGGAGGAGGAUGAAGGGAAGGUAUACGGAGAGGAAAAAGGGAUCCAGAAAGCAGAGGGAAAGCUGGCAGAGCUCUGUACUCAGAGGGCGGGAGAAGAAAGCACAGGGGGUGAGCUGCAAGGUCUGGAGAAUCCAGACAUGCCAGAGAGACAUGAGUUAAGUGAGAAGAUGAUGGCUGCGUGUACCUCGCUGAAAAACCAUCUCGAUAAUGCAAAGGCUUUCACCAGCAAAGAAGUGAGAGCGUGCUUGAACACUGUGCAGCAGGAGUGGUUUAGGGUGUCUAGUCAGAAGCAGGCCCUCCCGACCAUGGUGGAGGCCCACCUGGUGGCUUUCCGUGCCAUUUCGCCAGCUCUGCUGCAGCACGUUGUCAAUAUGACUGAUGGCAAUGGCAACACUGCUCUGCACUACAGUGUGUCCCACUCCAACUUCGACAUCGUCAAGAAGCUCCUGGAUGCAGAUGUUUGCAACGUCGAUCAGCAGAAUAAGGCAGGCUACACUCCCAUCAUGCUUGCUGCAUUGGCUGCUGUGGAGACCCAGAAGGACAUGAGGGUUGUGGAGGAGCUCUUCGGCAAAGGCGAUGUCAACGCCAAAGCGAGCCAGGCCGGUCAGACGGCACUCAUGCUGGCGGUCAGUCACGGGAGGAUGGACAUGGUGAAGGCUCUCCUGGCAUGUGGGGCAGAUGUCAACAUCCAGGAUGAUGAGGGCUCCACAGCGCUGAUGUGCGCCAGUGAGCAUGGCCACGCGGAGAUCGUCAAGCUGCUCCUGGCCCAGCCCGGGUGCGAUGCAACCCUUAGUGACAAUGAUGAGAGCAAUGCCCUGUCCAUUGCUCUGGAAGCUGGACAUAAGGACAUCGCUGUUCUGCUGUACGCUCACGUCAACUUCUCUAAAGCUCAGUCUCCGGGGACCCCUCGCCUUGGGAGGAAGACCUCGCCGAGCCCCACUCGGAGGAGUGUGUUUCAUUAGGGGGUGUGCACUGGACUCUGUUGCCUGCCUCCUUCCAGGCCCCCAUGCUGCUAUUGCUUCAUAUUCAGGGGCACCAGGAGUCAUUUUCCCAUGGGAAGUGUUUGGUUGAAGUGAAGUGUGUGAAUGAGCCAAGCCUCCAUCAUGCUGAGUAAAGGCCCCCCAGCAGCUGGCUUUGUGCUAUUAUACAUUUUUCUUUUUCCUUUCUUUCUUUUUUUAAAAAACAGCAUAUUUUCUUGCAGUAGUAAUUAAACUGCUAAUAUGGAAGCAUGUUGGAGGAUCACAUUUAUGAUAAAUUUUCAGUAUAGAUCCAUAAAA
This is a messenger RNA of Scleropages formosus (Asian bonytongue), 5039 nucleotides long. RefSeq names its product KN motif and ankyrin repeat domains 1a (gene kank1a). Gene Ontology annotation, cellular component: cytoplasm; cytoskeleton. The record is from RefSeq and is a predicted model, not a curated record. Gene Ontology annotation, biological process: negative regulation of actin filament polymerization. NCBI's taxonomy places the organism in Eukaryota, Metazoa, Chordata, Actinopteri, Osteoglossiformes, Osteoglossidae. Gene Ontology annotation, molecular function: protein binding. The transcript has 12 exons. The coding region runs from base 762 to 4724 and encodes 1320 amino acids.